AAAAUCCUUCCUUCUUGGGAAGGCGGAGCGUUUGCGGCCGCUCGCCGAUCCCGGGCCGGAGGCGAAAGGCGGCUGCAGGCGAGGCUGAGCCAUGGCGGCGGCGGAAGCGCGCCGGGUCCUCGUGUAUGGCGGCCGGGGCGCCCUGGGCUCCCAAUGCGUGCGCUACUUCCGAGGGAAGAACUGGUGGGUGGCCAGCAUUGACUUGGGAGAAAACGAAGAAGCGAGUGCCAAUGUUGUUGUGAAAAUGAGCGAUUCCUUCGUUGAACAAGCAGAUCAGGUGACAGAAGAUGUUGGAAAACUCCUGGGCGGAGAAAAAGUCGAUGCUAUACUUUGUGUCGCUGGUGGAUGGGCUGGAGGCAGCGCGAAAGCAAAAUCUUUAUACAGAAAUACUGACCUGAUGUGGAAACAAAGUGUUUGGACGUCAACAAUCUCUAGCCAUUUGGCCACCAAGCACCUGAAGGAAGGGGGCUUGUUGACCCUGACAGGGGCAAAAGCAGCAUUAGCUGGAACUCCAGGAAUGAUAGGUUAUGGCAUGGCCAAAGGAGCAGUCCACCAGCUUUGCCAGAGCCUCUCGGGUGCAAACAGUGGGUUGCCACCGGGGUCUGCCGCGGUUGCCAUUCUCCCGGUUACCUUGGAUACACCGAUGAACAGGAAAUCUAUGCCUGAUGCGGAUGUCAGCUCCUGGACACCGUUAGAUUUCAUUGCCGAAACCUUUUAUGACUGGAUCACUGGAAAAAACCGUCCAUGUUCUGGGAGUCUGAUCCAAGUAGUAACCAUAGGAGGAAAGACGGAGCUGUCUCCUUCUCAUCUCUGAGCGGUCAUACGUGCAAACAGCAGUGAAGUGGAGAUGCAAAGUGUGUGUGUGUAGUUUGUGCGGUCUUCUCCUUCUGCCGGUAAAAUGGUCUUAUUUGUCGAGCAAGACCUGAGGUCAUAUUUGUGUUGCUUGUUGUUAACCAGGUGCACUUAAUUAUCCAAAGGUACAAAGUGUCAUGUGAAUCAGGGCUGUGAAUUUGAAGAUUCACUGAUGGCCUCGCUGCAGCAUUUUCUACAGAAUUAUGCCGAGUCUUAAGAAAAGCAAACAGUGAGCAGUAAAACUGUGUUUUAAUUAUAUGAAAUGCAUAUAUUUCACUGUUGCGGAAGUUCUGCUGCCUUGGGGUUUCCGCCCCACACUUGAAUGCUGCCUAGAUAGUCAAUUACGUCAGGUGUAAUUAUGAACCGUCACAUUAACACAGACCAAACAUGCAGUCUUACUGUCUUUCUUCUGGAUGUUGUGUGAUAAAUAAAGAAGAUCCAUAGAAAUCUGUGGGUCAAAAACAUACAAUUGACAGUAUUGGUUGUAAACUGUACCACAGCAAGCUGUUGUCUGUGUUGCAGAAGGCGGCUGUGUUGAACUGCUCCUCUACCUGAACAGACUUCUCGCUAAACAAUACACAUACAACACACAUGUGUGCAGAGCUUUUCCCUCGAGAAAACAUGCAGCCAUUUAUCCCCCACUCUCAACUGCACACGGAGCUGUUCGUAAGCGACGAGGUUGAACGAGGAAACAUUAUUUUGCCUUUAAAGCUAUUCAGCACAGUUCAGACCUUUUCCGAAAGGGAGCCAGUUCACCAAAGCUAUGGGAAAGAUUUUGUGGGGUGGGGUGGGGCAUAGGUUGUCGUCCAAAGCCUUAUUGUACAAAGAGACGUAGCUGGAUGUUGACUUAUGGUAUAUGCAGCAAUGUCACCUUCAAUCAGCUGUGUGCACCAACCAGCAAACUGCUUCAUUGCUUGUCAUGCACAUCAUGCCUCUUGUAAUUUCAUACGGUGAUUUUAAAAAGUGCUCUAAAAUAGCCCCAGUUGCGGAUAUUGCCAUAUAUUGAAUUUUGUCCUCAAUAAACUUGUUGUUCAGAAGCCCGCAA
Messenger RNA from Podarcis raffonei (Aeolian wall lizard), 1897 nucleotides. RefSeq names its product quinoid dihydropteridine reductase (gene QDPR). The coding region runs from base 92 to 814 and encodes 240 amino acids. The record is from RefSeq and is a predicted model, not a curated record. Gene Ontology annotation, cellular component: cytoplasm. Gene Ontology annotation, molecular function: 6,7-dihydropteridine reductase activity; NADH binding; NADPH binding. NCBI's taxonomy places the organism in Eukaryota, Metazoa, Chordata, Lepidosauria, Squamata, Lacertidae. The transcript is spliced from 7 exons. Gene Ontology annotation, biological process: L-phenylalanine catabolic process; tetrahydrobiopterin biosynthetic process.